AUGUCGACAAGAUCUGAAUAUAGCAAACUUUUUGAAAAGAGAACUAAGAAAAUUCAUCAAGGUGAAAGGUUGCUUAAAUGUCCAGAAUGUGAGAAAUCAUUUAUUAGAAAAGAUGAUCUUGUUGAACAUCUAAGAAUUCACACAGGAGAGAAGCCAUUUACAUGUACAGAAUGUUAUAAUUGUUUUAGUAAGAAGUCACAUCUUGUUCGACAUCAGAAAAUUCACACUGGAGAGAAGCCAUUUUCAUGUCCUGAAUGUGAGAAGUGUUUUAGUAAAAAAUCAAGUCUUGUUAAACAUCUGAAAAUUCACACAGGAGAAAAGCCAUAUUCUUGUACUGAAUGUAUGAAAUGUUUUAGUCAGAAAUCAAAUCUUGUUCAACAUCAUAAAUCUCACACAGAAGAGAAGCCAUAUUCAUGUACUGAAUGUGAGAAGUGUUUUCGUUGGAAAUCAAGUCUUGUUCAACACCUGAGAAUUCACAGAGGAGAGAAGCCAUUUUCUUGUCCUGAAUGUGAGAAGUGCUUUAGUAAAAAAUCACAUCUUGAUACACAUCAGAGAAUUCACACAGGAGAGAAGCCAUAUUCUUGUACUGAAUGUAUGAAAUGUUUUAGUCAGAAAUCAGCUCUUGUUCAACAUCAUAAAACUCACACAGAAGAGAAGCCAUAUUCAUGUACUGAAUGUGAGAAGUGUUUUCGUUGGAAAUCAAGUCUUGUUCAACAUCUGAGAAUUCACAGAGGAGAGAAGCCAUUUUCUUGUCCUGAAUGUGAGAAGUGCUUUAGUAAAAAAUCACAUCUUGAUACACAUCAGAGAAUUCACACAGGAGAGAAGCCAUAUUCUUGUACUGAAUGUAUGAAAUGUUUUAAACCACUCCUGAGGACUAUAAGGAAUAACCCGGACAUUUCUGGUCUCAUGGUAAAGGAAAAGGAGUUUAAGAUAGCAGCCUAUGCAGACGACUUGUUGUUCAUGAUAACCAAUCCUCAAGUUGCCCUCCCUAACCUAAUUGAGGAAUUCAAAGUAUUCCAUAACUUGUCCAAUCUUAAAAUUAACUUCCAGAAAUCGGAAGUGCUUAAUGUCUCCAUUCCACCGGCUCUAGAAGCCGAACUGGCGGGUUCCUUGCCUUUCCGUUGGGCGACAGCAGCUAGAGCUUGUGUCCCUGCGAGGUGGAAGUCUAGUUCGCCUCCCUCCGUGGGAAUGUGGAUUCAGAAGGUUAAAGAGAUUCGGAGAAUGGAGGAACUCACAGCAUCUCUGAAAGGUGGUAACAGAGCUUUUGUUGCUAUGUGGUCUCCUUGGUUCACCUUUCAGGACUCCGCGGAGUAUCGGAAUUUGCUGUCUUGA
Bufo bufo (common toad) is the source of this 1332-nucleotide messenger RNA. Its product is annotated as zinc finger protein 501-like. The coding region runs from base 1 to 1332 and encodes 443 amino acids. The transcript has 3 exons. Gene Ontology annotation, molecular function: DNA-binding transcription factor activity; RNA polymerase II cis-regulatory region sequence-specific DNA binding. Gene Ontology annotation, biological process: regulation of transcription by RNA polymerase II. NCBI's taxonomy places the organism in Eukaryota, Metazoa, Chordata, Amphibia, Anura, Bufonidae. The record is from RefSeq and is a predicted model, not a curated record.